Ictalurus punctatus (channel catfish) is the source of this 769-nucleotide messenger RNA. It is a transcript of the gene churc1, whose product is annotated as churchill domain containing 1. Gene Ontology annotation, biological process: positive regulation of DNA-templated transcription; multicellular organism development; fibroblast growth factor receptor signaling pathway. Lineage: Eukaryota; Metazoa; Chordata; Actinopteri; Siluriformes; Ictaluridae. Gene Ontology annotation, molecular function: zinc ion binding. The record is from RefSeq and is marked provisional.
AGUGCUAAAAAAAAAGAAUCUCGGUAUAAAUCUCGUUAUUUGAUAGUUUUGUUUAUAAUAUAAAAAUGUGCACGGGUUGCGUGGAGAAAGAAUAUCCUGACAGGGGAAACACCUGCCUGGAUAACGGCUCGUAUCUGAUGAACUUCCUGGGAUGUGCCAACUGUCAGCAGCGAGACUUUGUGCUCAUCAGCAACAAGACGCUGGUGGAUGAAGACGAGGAGGAGAUCGUCACUUACCUGCAUAAGUGCAAGAACUGUGACCAUGUCAUAGCCAGACACGAGUACACCUUCUCUGUGGUGGAUGACUAUCAGGAAUACACGAUGUUGUGCAUGCUGUGCGGAAAGGCGGAAGAUUCCAUCAGCGUGAUGCCGGACGAUCCCAGACAGUCCGCCCCUCUGUUCUAAACAGAGAAGACGCAGGACAGUCUUAAAGGAGAGAUUCCACGUGCGCAGUGGAGUUUCGUCCACGCCGAGCUCCGGACGCCAUUUUUAAACGACUGACUGAUUAUAAUUAAUAUUAAUAAUAUUACGUGUGUGUGUGUGUUCAUGUCCUGGAGAACCUUCUUAAGAUGGAUCUGGAAUGAACGUUGGCGUUCUCUCCAUGGUGAACUUACCACAGGCUUUCAAGAACGAAUAUCAACUUUUUUUUUUUAAUCCUGUACGUUUUAGAAUAAAACGCCCUGCUCGUCCAUUCUGCUUGUUCAGCGUAUACUGUAAACUUUCAUGCAAACUCUUUUUAUACGCUUUGUCUAAAUAAAUCAAAUUAAAAC